Molecule: messenger RNA, 1982 nt
Organism: Rattus norvegicus (Norway rat)
Lineage: Eukaryota; Metazoa; Chordata; Mammalia; Rodentia; Muridae
Gene: Terf2
Product: telomeric repeat binding factor 2
Exons: 10
Coding region: 38-1531 (497 amino acids)
Biological process (GO): negative regulation of cellular senescence; positive regulation of telomere maintenance; negative regulation of telomere maintenance
Cellular component (GO): shelterin complex; nuclear telomere cap complex; axon
Molecular function (GO): DNA binding; G-rich strand telomeric DNA binding; double-stranded telomeric DNA binding
Source: RefSeq, marked provisional
ACGGCCCGGCGGGGAGGGCGCUCGGCGGUCGAACACGAUGGCGGGAGGAGGCGGGAGCAGCGACAACGGCGGGAGGGCGGCGAACCGGCGAGCAUCGCGCAGCGGCGGGAGGGCUCGACGGGGGCGGCACGAGCCGGGGCUGGGAGGCGCGGCAGAGCGGGGCGCGGGGGAAGCUCGUCUGGAGGAGGCGGUCAACCGCUGGGUGCUCAAGUUCUACUUCCACGAGGCGCUGCGGGCCUUUCGGAGUAGCCGGUACCGGGACUUCAGGCAGAUCCGGGACAUCAUGCAGGCGUUGCUUGUCAGGCCCUUGGGGAAGGAGCAUACGGUGUCCCGGUUGCUGCGGGUUAUGCAGUGUCUAUCGCGCAUUGAAGAAGGAGAAAAUUUAGACUGUUCCUUUGAUAUGGAGGCCGAGCUCACACCCCUGGAGUCAGCUAUCAAUGUGCUGGAGAUGAUUAAAACAGAGUUCACACUGACAGACUCAAUGGUUGAAUCCAGCAGGAGACUGGUGAAGGAGGCUGCUGUCAUUAUUUGUAUCAAAAACAAAGAAUUUGAAAAGGCUUCAAAAAUUUUGAAAAAAUACAUGUCCAAGGACCCCACAACUCAGAAAGUAAGAACUGAUCUCCUGAACAUUAUCCGGGAAAAGAACUUGGCUCACCCUGUUAUCCAGAACUUUUCCUACGAGAUCUUCCAGCAGAAGAUGUUGCGCUUCCUGGAGAGCCACCUGGAUGACACGGAGCCCUACCUCCUCACGAUGGCUAAAAAAGCUUUGAGAUCAGAAUCAGCUGCUUCAAGUACAAUGAAGGAGGAAAAGCACACAGAGCCAGUGGAGAAACCACUCAGAGAGCCUCCACGACAGCCUCGGAACCCUCCAACCACCAUCGGACUCAGGACAGUGAAGGCAGCUUUCAAAGCUCUGUCUACUGCACAAGACUCAGAAGCGGCUUUUGCAAAACUGGACCAGAAAGAUCUGGUACUUCCUAACCUAGCAUCCCCAUCAUCACCGACCCACAAAAACAAGAGACCCAGGAAAGAUGAAAAUGAAAGCUCAGCUCCUGCUGAGGGUGAGGGAGGCUCAGAACGACAGCCCAGGAACAAUCGCAUGACAAUAAGCAGAUUGGUGUUGGAGGAGGACAGCCAGAGUUCUGAGCCCAGCCCAGACCUCAAUUCCUCCCGGCAGGCCUUAUCAGCAUCACCAUCCAAGCCCAGAGCUCUCAACCAACCCCACACAGGGGAGAAGAAUCCCAAAGCAUCGAAAGACAAGUGGAACAGCCCUAACGGGCUUGAAGAAAAGGAAGUUUGGUCGGAAGAGGACCAGCUGUUUGAAGUGCGGGCACCAGGUGAAGACAAGUCAUCCAAUUUAGCAAGAAAGCAGAAGUGGACCAUAGAAGAAAGCGAGUGGGUGAAGGAUGGAGUGCAGAAAUACGGGGAAGGAAACUGGGUUGCCAUUUCUAAAAGUUACCCCUUUGUUAACCGAACAGCUGUGAUGAUUAAAGAUCGCUGGCGGACCAUGAAAAAACUUGGCUUGAACUGAGAAAGGUUUUCAGAGCCACAGGACUCACAAGAACAUGAUUCUCAACAGUAGUCCCUGAGGCUGUGAUGUCUCCUUCAAAAGCUGGAGAAUUGCGGCAACCUCCUCCUGUGCUGGGAGGUCCGGGGACACUCCUGUCACUGUUGAUGGAGAUCAUGGAGCUAAGCGGCAAAGCCAGGUCUACCCAUGGCUGCGGCAGAGGCGCGGGCAGGCACAUGGCUUGUACAGUGCCGGAACAUCAUUAGUGUUUCCCUUCAGUGGUUUGCUUCAGUUUGAAUCCCUAGUAACCCAGAAGUCUUCUAAGAAAUGACGGAAUCCAUUAGGAGCACAUAGGCUCUCAUGACCUGUUAAAACCAGAAAUGAGAGUCAUCGGGAAUAAACUUAAUCCUCAUUGAGUUUUGGACUCUGACUCAAAUACAAAGGAACUCCGUGUGUUGAACCCAGAUGAGAGAUU